AUGCUGAAAGAGGACUCUCCAGAUGUCUCCCUUGUCCCAAUUGGAGCUGCUGGCGAGUGCAUCUAUUUGGCAAGCACCACCGACUGUUUUUCCCCAAUCUCCCUGGAUCGAUACAAUCAGGGCCGCAUUGCAUGUGCAAACACUCUCUCGGAUCUAUAUGCAAUUGGAGCCCAUCGCAUCGACACUAUUCUUAUCUGCAAACACUCUCUCGGAUGUACAUGCAAUUGGAGCCCAUCGCGUCGACACUAUUCUUAUGAUCUUUUAACCAGAAUGGAGGACAGGUACCGGGAUGUGGUGAUUCGGAGGAUGAUUCAAGGUUUCAACGACGCAUGCAAAGAAGCUGGAACCAGAGUGACAGGAGGACAGGCACUAUUCCAUCCUUGGCCCAUCAUUGGCGGAUGUGCCACUACGACUUUAACAGGGAAGGACCUCGUUAGAGUUGAUGGUUUGCAGCUGGAUGAUGCUUGUUCUGACCAAACCCCUCGGCUGUCAGAUCGCAGCAAAUCUUGCACUCUGGCUGGGAGAUCCGAACAAACAGCAGAAGGCCAAUGCCCUGAUUGA
This is a messenger RNA of Symbiodinium sp. CCMP2592, 561 nucleotides long. The record is from the annotation of a GenBank genome assembly. Lineage: Eukaryota; Dinophyceae; Suessiales; Symbiodiniaceae.